AUGGUAGAUGUUGUGGAAGAUAUUAUAGAAGCCACUGACAGAGACGAAAAGAAACAAGAUUUAGUCGAUGGUGUCUGUGUUAGGCAUGAGAAGUCGGUACCGGCAAAAUUUUUGGGUGCCUUUUCCCCCAAAAAUGAUGCAGAACAGAAAGAACGCUUUCUAAGACGUAAUUUUACGCCUCAGUUUGCGUUGUCAAGUCCUGUAUUUGACAUUGAAGCCAAACGAAUAUUGGGCAUUGUAAUCAAGCGAUUCAAAACCAUUGACAGUUUUGUUGAAGCAAGCUAUGGUCCCAUGAUAUCGAUUGAGAAGGCAACUGAAAAAGUUGUACAUUAUAUUAAAACCGCGAAGUUUCCCACCCCAUUGGAGGUGAUAUGGUGUGAUGAAUUAAUUGGAAGUGCACUGAUGGUGAGUUCGAGGUCAGCACUACCGUACCAGGCGUCCGAUCGUCACUUUACUGUACUCCUGAGAUCCAACAGUGGAAAUACGUAUCUCCGAGAACAAGGAAUUUUGUCUCUGCUAGAUCACGAACUUGGGACGCACUAUCUGCGCUCUUAUAAUGAUGGAACACAGCCGUGGUACACGAAACGAAAGGAAUUUGAUCUCACUGCAUCAAAUAGUGGUGAACUCAUGACUAUUGAGGAAGGUCUUGCCUGUCUUCACACUGCCUUUCACGGACGCUACCCCUACCUUGGAAUUCCAGCUCUCCUUUAUUACGGUGCCUGCAUGGCCGAGUACCUGCCCUUCAAGGACCUCUACCAGCACCUCUCCAAGUACGUGAAAAGCGAAGAGCAGUUGUGGAAGCACUGCAUGCGCGUCAAACGCUGUCUGCCCUGUCAGAAUAAUUGUGGAGGCUAUGGCAAGGACCAACGGUACUUUGAAGGUGCCAUAACAAUACUUCGUGAUCAAAAUAACAUCGACUUCGCUCAACUAAUGUGUGGAAAGCUAGCGAUUAGUGAUCUGCCGCGAAUCAGAGAUGUUUGUUCUGUGGAGAGGAUCCGUCUACCCUACUUCAUGGAGCCAAUGGCUGCCUAUCGCACGCGUCUCCUUCAAAUCGCUCGUCUCAAUGGGGUCACGGUGGUGGAAGUGAAUGCUGCUCCUCCCUCCUUAUGCUUUGACAUAACCUCCAAAACUAGUCGUAGGGACAGCGCCUCGGGGUCCUUUCAGGAUAGCAGAAACACCCGACCGCCAAAAAGAUACACUAGUGUCAAACCCCCUCCUCAUGAGUACACACGGGAAGCGAGGAAUUUCACGGAAAGGAAGGAUCCUUCAUCAAGCCUAAGGCGUAGGCACUCCAUCAAUUCGCGAUCGGCAGCCCAACCUCCUGCUCCCGAAACCUCAUUGGCCUCGGAGUCUCCACACGUUGAGGUCCUCCCCUCAUUCACUAGUUUCUUCGAGGGUUUGGACUUUGUCGACAUCACACCCGUAUCCGUUAUCCAACGCAAGCCUCCCUGUGACCAUUCGAACGCCUUUAAAAAUUUGGUCUUUGGUGAUUGUGGUUGCAGCCUUUUCACCGAGGGGUACAUUAGUGCUACCCCUGCCGAGGACACCUCUUCACGGACCGUACCAAUUGUUAUUGAGAUUGACAUGCAUGUAGCCAAUCACAUUUACCUGGAAACAUUUGCCAUGUAUGAUUCAGAACACUGGAACUCUGCUAUGCUGAUAUCAUCGGUUGGUGACUACUUUGAAAAUAUGGAGUUUGGUUCCAGUUUUAAAGUUUGCGAUCCGCAUCUUAGGGGAUUCAAGAAUCCUAAUGACCAAGCGUGCUUCUUCUUGCGAAAUGCGUGUGUCUUGGGGUUGGUUUUGCUUGUGGUCAGUCUCAUCUUUAUUCUGACCACGUUUGACUCUACCGGUCGUGCAUGGCAGCACCACCCAGGUUUGUGGUGCAUGGAGGAGGACGCGAACUCACAACGUCUGAAUCGCGCUCAGGCUCAUCGUCUCAUAGCACGCCUGUGGCGCCGACGAAUUCGUUGUCUAGCCUGCCUUAGGAAUACUUGCAGGCAAUUAGAUUUGAAUACCAAAAGAAGUAGUCGCGAUGCCAUGCUGCUCGUCUCCGAUAUGGUCGGAACAUAUUUCAUGACAAAUCUGGUUGCCUCCGACCUUCUUGCGGGAUUGCUGCUUCUGCGAUGGCAAACACGUCAAUGGAUUGGCUGUGAAAGUCGUGUCCCACUAGAGCGCGUCCUUGAAGACUCAGAUAUCUAUGAUCCGGUCACUAGUCCACCACCACACGCGGGAUCAGUGGGCAUCCUUGUUCCACGGGACGAUGGAAAUCCCUUCAACCGUCUAGCUACGAAUUGGCUUGGCAUACGGCGUCUGUGGAUAUACUCCAAGUUCGCCUCCGCUGUUUAUGGGCGUCUGCUCUACCUCUUCUCCCAACGUCUCUCUCCCCGAGCUGCUCUUCGACUAUGCAAAUACGCAAAGUGUGAAGGAUGCUUUGACUCCUGCUGUUCGGUAAAAAGUGGUUGUCAUUUGUUAUUAAACAAGAUGUCACACUUUUGUGACGCUGUGAAGCAGUUGAGAUUGGACAUAUUGAAUAGAGAUGUACUAAUGGCGGAACCCCUAGCAUUGCUUAAACUGUGGAAGUUGAAUCCUUUGGAGGGUUUCAUGCAUCACACACAUCGGAUGCUAAAUAUACCAACCGAUGUUCUUCAGACACCACGGCACCUCUUCACUGCUGACUGGAAUAGACAAAUCGUCGAGGUGAUACCACUCUACGUCUUUAGCUUACGCGCAUUCUGCCAGGCAGAAGGGGACCUCGAAACUCAUUCCUUCCUCUCUCCCUCGGAGGAAAUUUCGAUAGGCUGUUGCAUUUGCAAACAUGACGCGUGCAACUUGGCUGUGUAUCAAGAAAUCACCGGCGCGCCCAUUGAAAGCCUUGUAUACUACUCUUUUGUAAAUACUAGCUCCGAACUUAGCUGUGGUACAGUCGAGGUGUAUUCAUGGUCCAGGUCAAAAAUUCCUGAAAGACCCGUUGUACUGCCCAUGUAUGAAGAAUCACGAGUUAAGCUGGAUUGUAUGCCAACUGCAAUUGCAUUUCGCAGCCAAUCCGAACACGGUUGUGAGAAACUCUUACCUCCCAGUGAUCGCCUUCUUUUUCUCCAGCUGCAACUGGCAUUUUCCAUUGAAACUCUCUCCACACCCACACACACAUGCGACACCCUUGGAAGGUUCAGUGAUGUCUAUCAGUCUCCCUUCUUUGUGGCAUUUGAUGAUGAAUCUGAGUCCAUCAUUAUUGCAAUCCGUGGGACUCUCUCACCUGAAGACGUGAUCGUUGACAUGCUCGCGGAGGGUAAACGUCUCUUGUCUGACGAGCUGCCCUUCGACGUGCCUGCUGAUCAAAUCCUCGACUUCUACGUGCACAUGGGAAUCCUCUACACUGCUCGUAACCUACGCGAUAUCAUCCUCCGCCUUCAGCUGAUAGAGAAGGCCCGUGUUAAGCGAGGCUCUUAUCCCUUGGUGGUUUGUGGUCACAGUUUGGGCGCUGGUGUAGCCUCCGUACUGGCUUUCCUUCUGCGGAAGUCCUAUCCCGAGGUCAAGGCCUAUGCUUAUAGUCCUCCGCUCGGGUUGAUGAGGUAUUUCUACUUAAGUUAUUUAGUAGCAUUAAUUUUCGCCCGUAUGGCUCGUUAUUGCAAGCCUUUUGUUGUUUCCAUCGUCUUGGGAUGCGACAUCGUUCCUCGUCUCAGUAUUCCCACACUCAACGACCUCAAAUGGCGUCUCCUGUCGGCGCUGCAAGACUGCAACGUGCCCAAGUAUCGUAUUCUCGCCAAUGCGGUUAGAAUCGUGGGUCUGAACUGCCUCUUCCCCUCCUUCUGUCGCCCCACUUCAAAUACCAUUGGAUUGGACACGCGCCUCUUCAGCGCCUCCUGCCAGUACAAUCUCCUUCGACCAAAAGUCUACAAUCCGCGGAGUGCACCCGCCAUUUCGUCUUCCACAGAAUACAGUGAUUUUGUAAGCGACAGUACCACCUCCACGCACCGACCUGUGCGAUACCUCUCCGAGAAUCGAUCGCUGUUUCGAUGGCUUCGCGCCAAGACGGAUGUGCUUCUGCGAACAAACGCUUCCGGUACAAUUUAUGUCCCCUUCGCUUCGGCCCUCAUGACCAGUGAGUUCAGCACCGUCACUGCCUCAAGCUCUGUUGAAGUGAACGAACCCCUAGGUGUCCAUGAGGAUUUUGUCUCUAUGGAUACCAGAGUACGAUUCGCUGGACUCGUUGUCCAUAUUGUACAAGUUGAGGACACUGAACAGCAAAGUGGUGCUUCUUUAAGGCGUGAUUCCUCAACAUCGAGUCCCUGGGGACAAGAUCAUUUAGCCUACCCUCCAGUUGCCAUAUGGUCCAACUCGCGGCAAUUUCAAACCAUCAUUAUCCAUCCCCGAAUGCUCUCUGAUCACCUUCCCGAUGAAGUUUCAACAGCUCUCCAUCGGAUAUACAGUGCCACGUCCCAACCAAAUUCUCCGUUGCUCAGUGGAAAUGUGAACCGGCACGACCCCCGCGACUGCGAUAUGGCCCUUCUGUAUGGUAGCGGCGGCGGUCGUGUUGUUGUUGUUGUUGUGGUACUCGCUCGUGUGGACACACUUACCUUUGACGCCCGGUUUCGAGUAUAA
Molecule: messenger RNA, 4599 nt
Organism: Echinococcus granulosus
Lineage: Eukaryota; Metazoa; Platyhelminthes; Cestoda; Cyclophyllidea; Taeniidae
Product: Lipase, class 3
Exons: 20
Coding region: 1-4599 (1532 amino acids)
Biological process (GO): lipid metabolic process
Source: RefSeq, a predicted model, not a curated record